Molecule: messenger RNA, 411 nt
Organism: Vitis riparia (riverbank grape)
Lineage: Eukaryota; Viridiplantae; Streptophyta; Magnoliopsida; Vitales; Vitaceae
Product: prostatic spermine-binding protein-like
Exons: 3
Coding region: 1-411 (136 amino acids)
Source: RefSeq, a predicted model, not a curated record
AUGACGAUGACGAUGACGAGGACGAGGACGAGAGACGAGGACGAGGACGAGGACAAGGAUGAGGACGAGGAUGAGGAGGACGAGGACGAGGAUGAGGAUGAGGAGAACAAGGACGAGGACGAGGAUGAGGACGAGGACGAGGACAAGGACGAGGACGACAAGGAGGACGAGGACGAGGAGGACCACGAGAACGAGGACGAGGACGAGGACGAGGAGGACGAGGACGAGGAGGACAAGGACGAGGAGGAGGACGACGACGAUGGUGACGAUGAUGAGAAUGACAAUAAGGAUGAGGAUGAAGAUGAUGACGAGGAAGAGAUGAGGGAGUACAAUGAUAAUGAUGACGAGGAAGAGAUAAGGGAGUACAAUAAGAAUAAACUUGAUUAUAGAUGGAUAAACUUGUCAGUUUAG